Leptonychotes weddellii (Weddell seal) is the source of this 3487-nucleotide messenger RNA. The record is from RefSeq and is a predicted model, not a curated record. NCBI's taxonomy places the organism in Eukaryota, Metazoa, Chordata, Mammalia, Carnivora, Phocidae.
CUUGAGGCGGGAGGUCAUCUUACAGGAUCUGUUUUUCAGAGCACACUGAGAUCGGUGGACAUCCAGGCUCUUCCAGACAAGGGUCAGAAGUUGCUCCAGCAAAUUCAGGAGUUGGAGGAAGCCCUUGGUGCUCUUGCCCUCACCGCAGAGCCAGACACUAAUGAGAAGAGUAACGCUCCAGUACCACAACAGAGACACAGCACCAAAAGUACCACUGAGCCCCCUCACUUGGUGCCUCCCCGACCCCUGCAGGGCCAGGGUCUCCAGCCUCUGGGUUCUCAAGGACUGAAGGCUGCCUGCCCGGUAGCUGCUGGGGGAUCCAGUUGGUGCUAUGGAGGUCCUACGAAACAGGACGGCCCCCAUGCCAUGUGGGAAAUCAUAAGUAAAGCCAUUGAUGAGCUGCACGCGUCCCUUGAGUCUCGGCCCGGUGAGACAGCCGUGGCAGAGGAUCCAGCUGGGCUGAAGCUCCCUUUGCUACUGCACCAGAAGCAGGCGUUGGCCUGGUUGCUAUGGAGGGAAAGUCAGAAGCCACACGGAGGAAUUCUGGCGGAUGAUAUGGGAUUAGGGAAAACCCUGACAAUGAUUGCACUCAUCCUGACCCAGAAGAAUCAAGAGAAGAACAAACAAGAGGACAAAAACACAGCAUUGACUUGGCUUUCCAGAGAUGACUCCUGUGAGUUCACUUCCCAUGGAACGCUGAUCAUCUGUCCUGCCUCCCUGAUUCAUCACUGGAAAAACGAGGUGAUGAAAUGUGUGAGCCACAACACGCUAAGAGUCUAUCUCUAUCAUGGGCCCAAUCGGGAUCAGCGUGCAAAAGCCCUCUCUACCUAUGACGUCGUGAUCACUACCUAUAACCUUCUGGCCAAGGAGAUUCCCACACAGAAAGAAGAGGGGGUGGUCCCCGGUGCAAACCCCGGUGUGGGGAAGGAUAGUGCAAAAACGCCUUUGCUUCGAAUAGUCUGGGCUCGAAUCAUAUUGGAUGAAGCUCACUGUGUGAGGAACCCGCGAGUGCAGACUUCCAUGGCUGUGUGCAGGCUCCAAGCCCAGGCCCGUUGGGCUGUCACUGGAACCCCCAUUCAGAACACCUUGUUGGACAUGUAUUCACUGCUCAAAUUUCUCCGUUGUUCUCCAUUCGAUGAUUUCCGACUGUGGAAGAGCCAGGUUGACAAUGGUUCAAAGAAAGGAGGAGAACGGUUAAGUAUUUUAACCAAGAGCCUUUUGCUGAGGAGAACAAAAGACCAACUGGACUCCACAGGCCAGCCCUUGGUGAUGCUGCCCCAGCGUAAAUUUCAAGUGCACCAUUUAAAGCUUUCUGAAGAUGAAGAGAAUGUUUACAGUGUCCUUUUGGCAAGAUCAAGGUCAGCUCUGCGAUCCUAUCUAAAAGGGCGUGAAGGUGGGGGCAGCCAAUCUGGAAGAAGCCCUGAUAAUCCAUUCAGUAAAGUGGCCCAGGAGUUUGCUGGGCCCCGGAUGGUGGCAGACUCGCAGAGAUCCAGCACUCCCCACGUACUGUUGACCCAGUUGCUGAGACUUCGCCAGUGUUGCUGUCACCUGUCUCUCCUGAAAUCGGCCCUGGACCCGGCAGAACUGAAAAGCGAGGGCCUCGCCCUUUCUCUGGAAGAGCAGCUCAGUGUUAUGACGUUGUCUGAACUCUGUGACACGGAGCCGUCUCCCCUCAUUUCCCUUAAUGGCGAACAGUUCAAGGCAGAGCUUUUUGAGAACACAAGAGCGAGCAGCAAGAUUUCAUCUCUGUUGGUGGAAUUGGAGGCAAUCCGAGGAAAUUCAGCAUCCCAAAAGAGUGUCGUGGUCUCCCAGUGGACCAGCAUGCUGCAGGUUGUAGCGGGCCACCUCAGGAAGCAUGGCCUGACUUACGCCACCAUCGAUGGCUCUGUCAGCCCCAAACAGAGAAUGGACUUGGUGGAGGCCUUUAACAGCUCCAGGGGCCCCCAGGUUAUGCUAAUCUCUCUCUCGGCUGGAGGUGUGGGUCUAAACCUGACUGGAGGAAACCACCUUUUUCUUCUGGAUAUGCACUGGAAUCCAUCACUUGAAGACCAGGCCUGUGACCGAAUUUACCGAGUUGGGCAGCAGAAAGAUGUUGUCGUGCACAAAUUUAUUUGUGAGGGGACAGUGGAAGAGAAGAUCUUACACCUCCAAGAGAAGAAGAAAACUUUGGCCAAACAGGUCCUAUCAGGAUCUGGCAAAACCGUCAAGAAGCUGACUUUGGCUGACCUCAAAGUCCUUUUUGGCAUCUAACUUCCUGUUUCUAGGGCUCAGGGUGGUGCCACUGAGGGUGUGCAGUAGGGUCUGGAACAGUGACCUGCACGUGGCCCUCUGAGCCCUCCUCGGCUUCUCAUUUCACUGGCAAGCCCUAAGCCCUCCGCGGAAGGUGGCGCCAUCUUAUCCCCGGAAUUGGGCGCCAGUGAUCAUGUUAACCACUUGAUUCAUCGGUCAGGUCAAUCAGUCGACUUAUUGAAGGGUGACUUAGAAACCAAGGAAUGACUUCAGAAAAAAAGAACACGCCUUAGAGUUAGAUAAUUUUGGAAAACGACACCGGGGGAGCUUCAGUGAAAGCUCAGAAAGCCCUCCAUUGCCUUGUUCUUCUCAGCUCAUGGGGGACCAGUGUUCCUGCCCUUUCCAACGCCGGCUCUCCCUCUCUCCUGCCAGUGAGGCUGCUCCUUUUAACGUGUCUCCGGGCAGGGCAGAGAGAGGACCCCGAGGCCAAGCCUCUGCAGCUGUCUCCAGCCACACCGUUCUGCCGCACCGGCGUCAGAGCAAGGAGCUCCUUGGUCCCAGAACAGACGUCUGGUAUGGGUGCCCUCGUGCCAUCCGGUAUUGGGUAUCGUUUCACUUCGUGGGGUUCCGUCGCUUCCCGUUGCUAGAGCGUCAUGUGCUGCUUGUGAAAUAAAGUUUACUACCGGGCAUUUUUUCAGUAGAGGCAGACCUCCCUUCAUUGCGCCUUGCAGAUACUGCAUUUCUUGCGACAGCAUUUGCUCACUUCGUGGCCGUGUCCCAUUUUGGCAAUUUUCGCAGUGUUUGCAGCAUUGUUCUAUUUGAAUUGCUGCGAUCUUAUGGUAACAGUUGAACAGAUGAGGAGCUGAGGCAUGAGCUGAGACUGUGGAUUCUUGCGAUGGACGCUACCCCUGGUGAAGACACUGUGAAGAUCGUUGAAAUGACGACAGAGGAUUUAGAAUACCACAUAAACUUCGUUGAUACAGCAGCGGCAGGAUUUGAGAUGAUUGACUGUAAUUUUGAAAGAAGCUCCGUAGUGUGUAUUCCAUGCUACGGAGAAAUCAUUCAUGAAAGGAAGAGUCCAUCGAUGUGGCAAACUUCACUGUCAUCUUAGUGUAAGAAAUUACCGCAGCCAACACCCUGACCAGUCAGCAGCCAUCGACAUUGAAGCAAGACCCUCCACCGACUCGCUGAAAGCUCAGAUGGUGGUUAGCAAUUUUAGCAAUGAAAGAUUUUUUUUUCAAAAAAUGUGUUUAUUUGU